Molecule: messenger RNA, 1121 nt
Organism: Eruca vesicaria subsp. sativa (arugula)
Lineage: Eukaryota; Viridiplantae; Streptophyta; Magnoliopsida; Brassicales; Brassicaceae
Source: the annotation of a GenBank genome assembly
AUUUUCUCUUUUAUUUUCAUCUCUCUCGUUUACCCCAAAAGAAGAAAAAAAAAACCCUUGCCCCCAGGAACAAAAAAAAGUAGAAGUAUAUGGACACAAAAAUAGAAUGAAAUAAAAGGAAAAAAGGAAGAAAAAUAAAACGCUCAGUAUCUCCGGCUAGUUGAAACCGGACCUCAAGAUCAAAUUAGGGCACAAAGUCCUGUCGGAAACAGAAGCCAUGGGGAGGAAGAAACUUGAAAUCAAGCGAAUUGAGAACAAAAGUAGCCGACAAGUUACCUUCUCCAAAAGACGCAACGGUCUCAUCGAGAAAGCUCGUCAGCUUUCUGUUCUCUGUGACGCAUCCGUUGCUCUUCUUGUUGUCUCCGCCUCUGGAAAGCUCUACAGCUUCUCCUCCGGUGAUAACCUGGUCAAGAUCCUUGAUCGAUAUGGAAAGCAACAUGAUGAUGAUCUUAAAGCCUUGAAUCGUCAGUCAAAACCUCUGGACUGUGGUUCACACCAUGAACUACUGGAACUUGUGGAAAGCAAGCUUGAGGAAUCAAAUGUCGAUAAUGUAAGUGUCGGUUCCCUCGUUCAGCUUGAGGAACACCUUGAGAACGCCCUCUCCGUAACAAGAGCUAGGAAGACAGAACUAAUGUUGAAGCUUGUCGAGAACCUUAAAGAAAAGGAGAAGUUGCUGGAAGAGGAGAACCAUGUUUUGGCUAGCCAGAUGGAGAAGAAUAAACUUGUGAGAGCUGAAGCUGAUGAUAUGGAGGUGUCACCUGGACAAAUCUCCGACAUCAAUCUUCCGGUAACGCUCCCACUACUUAAUUAGUCACACCUUUAAUCGGCGAAUAAAUAAAAUCCAAAACUUAUGAUUAAGAAAAACAAGAUGUGUAAUUAUCCCCCUUGUAAAGGGUGUACGUUGUAUAAUCUUAAUACUCUCUCCGGCCGAGAGGCUUCGGGUGUAAAACUAUUUCAGAUUUAUGUAAAAUAGAAAACCUAAGACAGCGUGUACCUUUGUUGAGAGAGAAUUACUUUGAGCGUGCUUGUAUAUCCCUCUGCUCUGUCAAAAUCUGUGUUUAUACUUUGGACCAAAACAACUGUUUUUGCUUCACGGUGAAGAAGCCUACCGCUUACUUUGC